Molecule: messenger RNA, 996 nt
Organism: Aspergillus thermomutatus
Lineage: Eukaryota; Fungi; Ascomycota; Eurotiomycetes; Eurotiales; Aspergillaceae
Exons: 3
Coding region: 1-996 (331 amino acids)
Source: RefSeq, a predicted model, not a curated record
AUGUCUCAAACAGUAACCACCAGUAACGGCUGGGAUCUAAUCGCAGCCGCCUCUCAGGAUGGACUCAAUGCACAGCUUACAAAGUUACCCGCCAUGCCUGUCCGGAUGGAUAUACCUUUGGAGUUCUUGGGCCUUGAGAAAGCUCUUAUUGAUAUUACACUCGACAUCCCCGCGGCAGAACUGGCCGCGUUGAUACAAGUGCUGAAAACGGUUGUGAAACAAAGCCUUAAGAACGGCAAAGAGUACAAGCUCGCCUCCUUCUCGCUAUCCAACGAGGACGUCCAACAAUACAAGUCAUUGAUCCCUUAUGUGGCUGACUUUUCCUUUGUUCAAGACACCACGAACCCGGGCCGCAGCAACCUUCUGGUGUUGAUGCAGACAGACUUCAUGGUCCUUGUCUCGAACAAACCGUUCUUACAGUACUUUGUCAUGCCUCCCAUGAUUGAGAACAUGAAGAGUCAAGCCAAGCAUCCUGAGGAUGUGCCCAACCAGAUUGCGAUCACAAAGCUCACCGUGCCUGACCUCUACCAGGUGCAAAAUACCCAGGACAUUGGCCUUGAUAAGGAUCAUGACCCGUGGGUCUCCACAAUGACGGGUUGCAUCGAUACCCAGGCACAGGCGCUGUGCUUCUAUCUUGAUGUGAAGGCGGAUGUGACUUUCCUCAACUUCCGCGUGGAUGCAUGGGAUAAGAGCUGGCAGCAGUUCCAGGUCGAUGACAAGGAGAACAUCACCCUGGUCCAGGUCAAUGAAGACAAGGGGAAGUCAACUACCGCUGAAUGGUGGGAGUGGCUCCUCGCAAGUUUGAGUUUUGCCUCAGGGCUCGUCGUUGGUAUUAUGUUUGCUGUUGUGCAGGUCAACGCCCCGGACCUAGGUGGGACUUUUAUUGAGACUGCCCCACUUAUCGUCAAGUGGCCUAAUCAAAAGGUUGUCACACUUAAAAGCAUGAGAACCCCGAACCAUGUGGUUCUGGACAUUGCAGUUGACUUUUUUGAUUGA